UUAAUUUUUUUUAAAAGAGCAUCUGUUAAUUUUUUAUAAUCAAAUGCAAGCCAGUUUUCCCUGCUUGUUUGAUUUCACGCGAAUACAAUUCCUUUUCCGUUUAUACCGUCAAUAGCAAUCAUGGCUGACGCAAGUGUAGCCACCAUAAAAACUCGCAAGUUUAUGACUAACAGACUGCUAUGCAGGAAACAGAUGGUUGUUGAUGUCUUGCAUCCAGGGCGUGCCACAUUAUCAAAGACAGAAGUACGGGAUAAAAUUGCCAAGUUAUACAAAACAACAGCUGAUACUGUGUUCUGUUUUGGGUUUAAAACACACUUUGGUGGCGGCAAAACCACUGGCUUUGCUUUGAUUUACGACAAUCUUGAUAAAGCUAAAAAAUUUGAGCCAAAAUACAGACUUGCCAGACAUGGUCUGUUAGAGAUAAAAAGAACAGGCCGUAAGCAAAGAAAGGAAAGAAAGAACAGACAAAAGAAAGUACGAGGUACAGCUAAGACAAAAGUCGGUACUGGCAAAGACAAGAAGUAAUGAGACUGAUGCUUCAAGUGAAGAAGACAUUAUUGUCUUGAAUAUUAAGCCUAUCAAUAAAUUACUGUCACUAAA
Biomphalaria glabrata is the source of this 600-nucleotide messenger RNA. RefSeq names its product 40S ribosomal protein S24-like. Gene Ontology annotation, biological process: translation. Gene Ontology annotation, molecular function: structural constituent of ribosome. Bases 121 to 525 code for a protein of 134 amino acids. NCBI's taxonomy places the organism in Eukaryota, Metazoa, Mollusca, Gastropoda, Planorbidae. The transcript is spliced from 5 exons. Gene Ontology annotation, cellular component: ribosome. The record is from RefSeq and is a predicted model, not a curated record.